This is a messenger RNA of Dentiscutata erythropus, 564 nucleotides long. Lineage: Eukaryota; Fungi; Glomeromycota; Glomeromycetes; Diversisporales; Gigasporaceae. The record is from the annotation of a GenBank genome assembly.
AUGAAACUUCGUUCAAGGCUCAUAGAACAAGAUUCAAACGUAGAAAUGUCGCGGGGAAAAGGUUCCGAGGAAACCAUAACUGAGGAAACCGAUACUCCAGAGAGAACUAGAAUGCCUUAUUCUUCAGAGUCCGACGUUUCAAUGGUUGAUGUGCAAACUCACUCUGAUGUUACGAUGCAAUCAAGGGAGGAUGUUCUCGUCCUUGUGCACUGUGAUCUCAAAAAAGAGAAGGAUCCUGGCUCACAUUCAAAGGCCGGCAGAAAAAUUGGAAUAAAUGAUCCUUCUUUAGACGUCGCCAUGAAGAAUAUUAUAACCGGAGCUAUGACCUCUAUUUUUGCUUUGAACACUGAGCUAAAGUUUCGAGUUGAUGAGCUUACGCGUGAUAUCGCCACAAAAAAUAGUGACAUCGCCGCAAGAGAUAUUAAGAUCGCUGACCUAGAAAGAUGCCUCAAUGAAGCCGAAAGAAUCGUUAGGAGAAACUUAACGAAUAUGAAUUUUAUCAUUAAAAAAAAAAAGAAAGGGCAUUAUUGGAACGUUGCUUCUUUCUUGGGUACCAGCCCGUAA